AUGGAGAUCCAGGGGGUGGAUCCCUGGGGAAACACAGACACCUGGACAGACCUGGAGACUUGCAGGGAGGCCACCCCAGCCAUGUCGUCUCGGGAUCACCGUGCUGAGUUCUUCAUCAAGACGGAGCCGGCCUCCCCGGACAGCCUGGCCCAGCGCAGCCCCAGCGGCUCCUCCGAUGCCAGUGGUCCUCCCCAUGACCCCGAGCCAGGGGCACUGACCCGCCGGCGCCAUGACAACAACCCUGAUGAAGUCUUGCCCCGGGGCAAGUAUGUGCUGAGCUCCCUGCCCAAGCGCCUGUGCCUGGUGUGCGGGGACGUGGCCUCGGGGUAUCACUACGGCGUGGCCUCCUGUGAGGCCUGCAAAGCCUUCUUCAAGCGCACUAUACAAGGCAGUAUCGAGUACAGCUGCCCAGCCAGUAACGAAUGCGAGAUCACCAAGCGGCGCCGCAAAGCCUGCCAGGCCUGUCGGUUCACCAAGUGCCUGCGCGUCGGCAUGCUCAAGGAAGGGGUGCGGCUGGACCGUGUGCGAGGGGGACGCCAGAAAUACAAGCGCCGCCCUGAGGUGGAUGGGGCCCCAUUCCCGAACACAUUCGCCACCCCCCAGAUUGCCACAGCGACCAGCAAGAAACCAGCCCCCAUUAACCCCAUGGUGUCCCACCUGCUGGUGGCGGAGCCUGAGAAGCUGUAUGCAAUGCCUGACCCAGCGCUGCCCGAUGGGCCCCUCCGUGCCACCAGCGCCCUGUGUGACCUGGCUGACCGCGAGAUCGUCGUCAUCAUUGGCUGGGCCAAGAACAUCCCAGGGUUCCCGGCGCUGUCGCUGGCCGAUCAGAUGAGUGUGCUGCAGAGCGCCUGGCUGGAGGUGCUGGUGCUGGGUGUGGCCUGGCGUUCGCUCCCCUGCGAGGACGAGGUGGUCUUUGCGGAGGACUUUGCGCUGGACGAGGAAGGGGCGCGCGCGGCAGGGCUCUGGGAGCUGAGCGCUGCCCUCCUGCAGCUGGUGCGCAAGUACCGUGCCCUGCGGCUGGAGCGCGAGGAAUACGUGCUGCUCAAGGCCCUGGCACUCGCCAACUCAGACUCGGUGCACAUUGAGGACAUGGCAGCGGUGCAGCGGCUGCGGGACGUGCUGCAUGAGGCCCUGCUGGAGUACGAGGGCAGCCGACGGCCGGAGGAGCCGCGCCGGGCGGGGAAGCUGCUGCUAACGCUGCCCCUGCUGCGCCAGACGGCUGCCCGCGCCCUGCACCACUUCUACGGCAUCAAGCUGGGAGGGAAGGUGCCCAUGCACAAGCUCUUUCUCGAGAUGCUGGAAGCCAUGAUGGACUGA
Molecule: messenger RNA, 1317 nt
Organism: Emys orbicularis (European pond turtle)
Lineage: Eukaryota; Metazoa; Chordata; Testudines; Emydidae
Gene: ESRRA
Product: estrogen related receptor alpha
Exons: 7
Coding region: 1-1317 (438 amino acids)
Biological process (GO): nuclear receptor-mediated steroid hormone signaling pathway; regulation of transcription by RNA polymerase II
Cellular component (GO): nucleus; chromatin
Molecular function (GO): estrogen response element binding; nuclear receptor activity; zinc ion binding
Source: RefSeq, a predicted model, not a curated record